Messenger RNA from Chelonus insularis, 1317 nucleotides. It is a transcript of the gene epsilonCOP, whose product is annotated as coatomer subunit epsilon. NCBI's taxonomy places the organism in Eukaryota, Metazoa, Arthropoda, Insecta, Hymenoptera, Braconidae. Bases 10 to 960 code for a protein of 316 amino acids. Gene Ontology annotation, biological process: retrograde vesicle-mediated transport, Golgi to endoplasmic reticulum; endoplasmic reticulum to Golgi vesicle-mediated transport; intra-Golgi vesicle-mediated transport. The record is from RefSeq and is a predicted model, not a curated record. The transcript has 3 exons. Gene Ontology annotation, cellular component: COPI vesicle coat. Gene Ontology annotation, molecular function: structural molecule activity; protein binding.
AAUUAAAAAAUGUCAACAAAAGAAACUUUGGCUUCGGAACAUCUACAACUUGUCAACAUGGCACGUCAGCAGCAAGUUGAUGUGGACGAAUUAUUUGAUGUAAAAAAUCACUUUUACAUUGGAAAUUAUCAACAAUGUAUCAACGAAGCUCAGAAAAUAAAGCCUUCGUCCCCAGAUGUUGCACUAGAAAGAGAUGUAUUUCUAUACAGAGCUUACAUCGCUCAAAGAAAAUUCAGGGUGGUAUCAGAUGAAAUAAUUCAUUCAACACCACCUGAAUUAUAUGCUUGCAAAGUAUUGGCGGAAUAUUUUGCAUCACCAAAUAAUCGAGAAGCUAUUGCAACAGAAUUCGAUCCAAUUACUAAGAAUCCUGUUCAAGGACAUACUUAUCUUACAAUAGUAGCAGCAACGAUUUACUAUCAUGAAGAAAAUUUAGAAUCUGCACUUAAGGUUUUACAAAAUAGCACUGAUUUAGAAUGUAUGGCAUUGACAUUGCAAAUUUAUUUGAAAAUGAACAGACUAGAUCUUGCAAAAGAAGAGUUGAAAGCUAUGCAAGAAAAAGAUGAUGAUGCUACUUUAACACAACUAGCUCAAGCUUGGAUAAAUAUUAGCAGUGGUGGAGAUAAACUUCAAGAUGCUUAUUACAUUUUCCAAGAAAUGAUUGAUAAAUAUUCGAGCACGAGUAUGUUAUUAAAUGGUCAAGCUACUUGUUUCAUUGGUCAAGGGAAAUACGAAGAAGCAGAAAGUGCUUUACAGGAAUCUUUGGAUAAAGACAGUAAUAAUCCAGAUACUCUUAUUAAUAUGAUUGUUUUAUCACAACACAUGGGGAAACCACCUGAAGUUGCUAAUCGUUAUCUAAGUCAGCUUAAAGAUUCCAAUUCAGAUCAUCCUUUUGUAAAGGAAUUUCUACAAAAAGAAGUCGAAUUCCAAAAACUUCGUAAUCAGUACUCUCUUUCUGCUUGAAAUUGCAGUAAAAACAAAAUGUAUUCUGAUUAGUAUGGAGCAUUUAACUUCAAAAUCAACAUAUGAUGUAACAACAAAAUUGCUGCCAUUUUAUAAUCAUAUUUACACUUAAAAGAAUAAAAAUUUAGUAUUCGAUUAAAAUAAUAACUUGUUUACUCCAAAGAAAGGUGAAAUAAUAAUUUGAAAUAUCACAAAAAAAUUGCUGUAGAUUGUGAUGAAACUCUAGCUUUGUAUCUAAUUACUUUUAAAUUUAUAAUUUUUAGAAAUUAAGGUAAUACGAACAAUAAUUGUUAAUUUUUUUAAUUAUACGAUAUAUUCAUUGCAAAAUGAAGUCAAAUAAAAUAUAAACAGAAAGUA